AUGGCUCCCAAGAUCGCCAUCGUCUUUUACUCCAUGUACGGCCACAUUCGGCAGUUGGCCGAGGCCGAGAAGAAGGGUAUCGAGAAGGCUGGCGGCAAGGUCGACCUCUACCAGAUCGCCGAGACGCUACCCGACGAGGUUCUCGCCAAGAUGCACGCUCCUCCCAAAUCGCAGGAUAUUCCCGUCUUGAAAGAUCCCAAAGACCUCACUGGCUACGAUGCCUUUUUGCUGGGAAUUCCUACCCGAUACGGCAACUUCCCCGCUCAGUGGAAGGCCUUUUGGGACAAGACGGGCGGCAUCUGGGCCAGCGGCGGCUAUUUCGGCAAAUAUGCCGGCCUCUUCGUCUCCACCGGCACCCUUGGCGGCGGCCAGGAGUCGACUUGCAUCGCUGCCAUGUCCACCCUCGCCCACCACGGCGUCAUCUACGUCCCGCUUGGUUACGCCAAAAGUUUCCCCCAACUGUCCAAGCUCGAUGAGGUUCAUGGCGGAAGCCCUUGGGGUGCCGGUACCUUUGCCGCCGCCGAUGGCUCCCGCCAACCCACCAAACUUGAGCUCGAGAUUGCCACCAUCCAGGGCGAAGAGUUUUACAAGACCGUUUCGAAGGCUUUUGGUUGA
This is a messenger RNA of Drechmeria coniospora, 615 nucleotides long. Its product is annotated as minor allergen Alt a 7. Gene Ontology annotation, molecular function: NAD(P)H dehydrogenase (quinone) activity; FMN binding. Bases 1 to 615 code for a protein of 204 amino acids. The record is from RefSeq and is a predicted model, not a curated record. Lineage: Eukaryota; Fungi; Ascomycota; Sordariomycetes; Hypocreales; Ophiocordycipitaceae. The transcript has 3 exons.